Molecule: messenger RNA, 1029 nt
Organism: Spodoptera litura
Lineage: Eukaryota; Metazoa; Arthropoda; Insecta; Lepidoptera; Noctuidae
Source: RefSeq, a predicted model, not a curated record
UUAACCUAGGGCUCGUACAACAAAGUUGAAAAUUCCACAAUGAGUUUCGCCAAUAAAGUGGUGAUCGUUACGGGAGCAAGUUCUGGCAUCGGUGCUGCAGUUGGCAUCAAAUUCGCUGAAGAAGCUGCUAACGUUGUACUAGUAGCACGCAAUCAAGAAAAACUUAAAGAAGUCCUCAAGAAAUGUGAUAAACACCGUGGUAAAGCCAUCAUGGUGAUCGCAGACGUCACCAAGAACGAAGACAUAAAGAAAAUAAUAGCGCAGACCAUUAAUCAGUUUGGAAAAAUUGAUAUUUUGAUCAAUAACGCAGGAGUAGGAGGCAAAGCUGCGGUCUGGGAUACGAAUGCUAUGGAAGUUUUUGACAAAGUGAUAGCUACAAAUCUUCGUUCCGUGGUCUACCUGACGAACCUAGCAGCUCCUUACUUGAUCCAGACAAAGGGCAACAUAGUCAACAUCUCUAGUAUUGCAGCCGUAAGUGUGAUCACAGCUGAACAUUUUGCUUAUUGCACUUCGAAAGCUGGUUUGGACCAUUUCAUGAGAUCAGCUGCUCUUGAUUUUGCUCCGAAAGGUGUGAGGAUCAACUCUGUAAACCCAGGGCCUGUGAGGACGGAUUUCGUUCAAAAUCUUGGUGUGGGUAAGGAUGAAGCUAACAGUUUUUGGGAUAAGAUGAAGGAGGCGACUGCUCUUGAUAGAAUCUCAGAGCCUGACGAAAUAGCUGAUGUAGUGUUGUUCUUAGCUAGCGACAAAGCGGUAGCUAUUACUGGUUCGUCCUAUAUAACUGAUAAUGGAUGUUUGUUGAGGAGACCGUUUAAGGAACUGUAACAUUUUGAACUUCGUUACAAUAUUUUAAUCAUAGUAUUUUAUUUCAUUACUGUCCUUUUUCAAUUGUCAGAAUAGACCCUAAAGAUUCCUAUGAUAUUAAUGGAAAUCUAACAUGCUUAUGUGUGUGUAUAUUAUUUUGUUUUUCUAUUUAAAUAUUAUUUAAUCAUGUACCUAAUGAUUUCUUGAUUAUAACUCCAUUUUAAAAUA